AUGGAGGCUGUGGCUGCCACCGCUUUCGCUGGCAGGAUCGCACCAAAGCUCUUGGAGUUCUUAGAUGCAAAUCGGAAGCUCCGUCAGAACCUGGAGCAUGACAUCACCUACAUCAGAAAUGAGUUUGCAUUGAUCUCUGCAGCUAUUCAGCAAGAUGAUGAACAUCACUGGAGGAGCAGCGCUGGUGGCAACCAUGUGCGGAGGGCCUGGAUCCAAAUUAUACGUGAAUUGGCGCAUGCCAUCGAGGAUUGCAUCGAUCGCUUCAUCCACCGGGUGACCAUCACCAGUACGUCGUGGAUAUGUCAUGCUGUCCAUCGGGUGAAAACGGUGACAGUACGCAAGGAGUUUGCCUUGGCGAUCCGCGAGCUCAAGAAGAUAUCACAGGAGUCAUCUUUGCUCAGAGAGACUUAUUACAACGACAGCAUCAUCGGUACUGGCACCUUCUCCUUGGUGUCGUCGUCAGUGGUAUCGUCGUCGUCAGUGGUAUCGUCGUCGUCAGUGGCAUCUGAGACGACGACUGAGAUGGUGAUGGACGACACCCUGUCAGCUCGCGGCCUCGUGGCUAUGGACGCCCCCCGGGACGAGCUUCUGGAGCUAAUCCAGCAAGAGGAGCAGCAACUCAAAGUGAUCUCGAUUGUUGGUUUUGAUGGUAUUGGCAAGACUGUCCUUGCCAAGCAUGUGUAUGACUGUAUGAUGGUCCAAUAUGAAGCACGGGCUUGGGUUUGUGCGGCGAAGCAAGGGGGCGCAAAGGCUGUUUUGGAGGAGAUAAUCAGGCAACUUGGCAUCCUCACCAUAUUCACCAUUGGUGGAGAUAACCUUAGCAAGCUCUGUGCAACCGUCAGACUGUACCUUGGGACAAAGAGGUUCUUCAUCGUAAUUGAUGACAUGCUGACAGAGUUUUGGCACGAUAUAAAAGAUGCCUUUGUGGGGUUGAGCGGCAGAGUUAUGGUGACGACGGCUAUUCAGUCGGUAGCAAAUGCCUGCAGCAGCUCAGCAGCUGAUCAUGUGUACGCUAUGAAAACUCUCACUGAGGAACACUCAAGACAGUUGUUUUUGAAGGAAGCUUUCCAAGACGACAAUCCACCAGUCGAUAAAGACGACCCGCUUGGUUCUGAAGCGCUGAAAAAAUGUGACGGUCUACCCCUUGCUCUUGUUUCCACAGCCCGGUACUUGCAAAGCACAGGUAAUCCGACACGGGAGCAUUGGGCAACAUUGUGCCACAACCUAGGAGCACAUCUGGAAACAAAAGGGAUGUUAGCGAGAAUGAAGCAUGUCCUUGUCCAUAGCUACAACAGCCUUGUUAAACAUGAUGUCAAGACAUGCUUGCUUUACUUAGGCAUCUACCCAUGUGCUCGUGCAGUCAGGAGAGGAAGCCUGAUAAGGAGAUGGUUAGCUGAAGGGUUUAUCCAAGAAGAUUAUAUGUGUUGUGCCCUGGAUGCCGCCAUCGGCAAUUUUAAUGAGCUGGUCAACAGGAGUAUCAUCCAGCCUACAGAUCUGAAGAACAGCACAUAUCAGGUGAAGACAUACCAUACUCAUGGCAUUAUGCUUGAGUUCAUCCUGCACAUGUCCAAGUGUGACAACUUCAUUACCUUGUUAUAUGAUCAGCUGGCUCCCCCACCCCCACCCAAUAAAAUUCGUUGGCUCUCCCUCCAUGACGCAAGUGCCAGAGUAGCCAAUGAUCUAUCUCUUGUCCGGUCUCUGACAAUCUUUGGCAAAGCGCAUGAAUCUGUCUUGGAAUUUUCCAAAUAUGAACUGCUGCGAGUUUUGGAUCUAGAAGAAUGUGGUAACCACUUAGAGGACAAGCAUCUUAGAGAGAUAUGCAGCAACCUGUUGCUGCUCAGGUAUCUAAGCCUCGGACCUGCGGUUAUGGUUACGGUGCUCCCCAAAGAGAUCAAGAAGCUUCAACUUUUGGAGACGCUAGAUGUUAGAAGAACCAAGAUAGAGAUUAUGCCCACACAAGUCAUGGAGCUUCCGUGCCUAAUUCAUUUGUUUGGUAAGUUCAAGCUCCAACAAGGCGUAAGAGGCCGGAGAAUGCAUAAGUUACAAUCUUGGCUCUCAGAGAACAGCAAAUUGGAAACGGUAGCAGGGUUUGUUGUGGGCACCAACAAGAGCCAAGGAUUUGCACGGCUCAUGGAGCAUAUGAAGCACUUGACAAAGGUAAAAAUAUGGUGCCAGCAGUCCACUAACAAUAGCACAGCUCCCGAUGCCAGCAGCAGUAGCAGCAGAAACAACUACACUCAUCUGUCAAAGGUUAUCAAAGGGUUCAUCAGGAGAAGCACCGACAUUAAAAAAGCCCAUUCACUCUCACUGAACUUCAAUGACGAAUUGUUCCAAGAAUUGCACCUGAACUUAUCCCUGGAAAAAGGACAAGCUUCCUCCUGCUAUCUUAGCUCGCUCAAGCUGCAAGGGGACAAUAUAUGCAGCCUGCCUCCGCUUUUUACCAUGCUCGGUGGUGUCACUAAGUUGUGCCUUUCAUCCCCUCAUCAUCAGCUGAGCGGGGAUAUUCUUGCUGCCCUGAGCAAAGUGCGCUGUUUGACGUACCUGAAGCUGAUUGCAUCUCGACUGGACAAACUCGUCAUCAUAAAAGGUGCACUCAGAAGCCUGCGACGCCUAAGCAUUGUCGUGGAGGUCAUGACUGGGCUAGAGGUCGAAGAGGCAGCUUUGCCGCUCCUCGAGUCACUCCAGCUGCUAUGUAAGGAUCUAAAUGGCUUUUGUGGCACGAUCCAGUCCCUGCAGCGUAUUAAGGAGGUCACCCUCCAUGAUGGAAUGAACAAUGAAACAAAACACAAGUGGAAAGAAGCAGUAAAAAACCACCCCAAACGUCCCAAGCUCUUGUUUAUUAAGACAGGCAAAGAAGUAGAUAUGGGAAGUGAACCUGCGGAGAAUUCCAAGAGCCCUGCGGCGCCAACUAUAGCGCCACAUGAUACAAUUUCCGCUGGGCAGUCUGAAAAUACACAACAUGAUGAUGAUGAGAAAGAAAAUACACAACAUGAUGAUGAUGAGAAAGAAAAUACCGAUAAUAUCCUAGACGACUUCUCUUACAAAACUUGUCUGGAUCCUCUGAGGAACAAGGAAAGUUUUGAUCAGGAGAUGAAAGGAACGGUAGGUUUAGAGGACCAGGAGAUGGAAGGAGUGGUAGGUUUAGAGGAUCAGCAGAUGGAAAAUUUAACUCGGACAACUGAUCAGGAUGAUCAAAAUCUUGUACUUUUGAUGGUGGGCGAGAAUAGAAGAAAGAGGGCUAGGACUGAUGGUGAAGGCAACUCAAUUGACAAGGUUGUUGAUAGGGUGAAACGCAAGAACCCAGAGGAUAUCCCAGUAGCUAGUAAAUUUGGGGUGAAUUUUAGAAAUAUUCUCGAGAAACGGGGCUUGCAAAACAAACAACCCCUGGACUCACUGUUGUUGUCGCUAAUGGAGAAUGAGUUUUUCCAUCCAAGAAGUGGAUGGGCGCCAUUGUGGCCUCGGCCACCAAGGUGGAUUCCCAUGUGCUGCUGCUUGCUGUAUGGGCUCGUCUCCAGAAGAUGAUGAAGUGCUUACAAUAAAUUCUCCUCGUAAUUUGUACUUGUGC
Messenger RNA from Lolium rigidum, 3565 nucleotides. Its product is annotated as disease resistance protein RGA4-like. Lineage: Eukaryota; Viridiplantae; Streptophyta; Magnoliopsida; Poales; Poaceae. The coding region runs from base 1 to 3522 and encodes 1173 amino acids. The record is from RefSeq and is a predicted model, not a curated record. Gene Ontology annotation, molecular function: ADP binding. Gene Ontology annotation, biological process: defense response to other organism. The transcript is spliced from 6 exons.